This is a messenger RNA of Meloidogyne enterolobii, 237 nucleotides long. The record is from the annotation of a GenBank genome assembly. Lineage: Eukaryota; Metazoa; Nematoda; Chromadorea; Rhabditida; Meloidogynidae.
AUGGAAAUUUGUGAAAAUUAUAUGGCUGCUAAUAUUGAUGCUGCAAACUUUAGCAAACGAUGCAGAUAUGCUGAACUUUAUCGUCUUCCAAAACUUGAAAAGGUUAUUUGUGCUUGUUUCAACUAUUUUUCUUCAAAAAGAGGAACAUUUAUCCUCAGCAAGGAAUGGAAUAAUUUUAAAACUAAUAAUAAAGAUUUUGCUUUUCGUUUAUUAGAAGAUAAACAAAUUUAUGGUUAA